Rhizophagus irregularis DAOM 181602=DAOM 197198 is the source of this 1326-nucleotide messenger RNA. RefSeq lists its product as uncharacterized. NCBI's taxonomy places the organism in Eukaryota, Fungi, Glomeromycota, Glomeromycetes, Glomerales, Glomeraceae. The record is from RefSeq and is a predicted model, not a curated record.
GUACGAUAUGUGUGAUCGAUCGUGAACCUAGGGAUAGUUUUUCAAAAAAGGAUCGUGAAAGUUUAAAAGAAUUUGCUAAAGUUGUCGUGAGAGAAUUAGAAUUAUGAUCUAAUAGUACUUUACGUUUACGUGUAAGAAAUAAGAUGCAAGAGACUGAAGAGAGUAUAGCUGAAUUUAGCAAAUUCUGUUUGGAAAUUCAAUUAGCUAAUAAUUCUAAUAACGAUGAAAAUAAGGCUCAUUCACAAGAUGAAGAACGUGUUUAUUUGAGCAAUUUUGGUGUAAAUGUUGUUAAAAGAAGGGUUAUCGUUGCCGAUGGAGCAAAAGGUGCAUUCAUUUCUAUAUCUCAUGAAUUAAGAAAUCCUCUUUAUGGUAUUUUAGCAAGUUGUGAAUUAAUGGAAGAAAGCAAAUUAAAUGAAGCUCAAGCUGGAUUGGUUGAAACAAUACAAGGUUGUGGAACUUCUUUAAUAAAAGUAUCUGAAGUUUGUUUUGUGAGUCAACAGAUGGUUACAACUAUAUAUAAUGAUAAUAAUAAAAUAACCAAUUCUAUGAAUAAAAACAAUGAUGAGGAAAAUUUAUUAAUGGGGAAUACUGUAAUAAUACUGCAUGCUCGUUGGUGGGUUAUGGCUGAAGAUGGUGCAUUAAAACAAUUAUUAAUGAAUAUUAUCGAGAAUUCCAUGAAAUUUACGAAGAAAGGAUAUGUCUUAAUUUCAUUAGCAUCAUUAUCGUAUUCAUUAUUAAGUGAUCAAUAUAAGAAACAUGCUGGAGUACAAGAUACAACAACAACGGAUACAUCAUCAUCAAAUAAUAUUCACGCGUUAAUAACAAUAACUGAUACAGAAUGUGGCAUAUCACCAUCAUUUUUAUCAACAAAGAUGUUUCGACCAUUAUCUCAAGAAAAUACUUUACAGGUUGAUCCUGAUCAAGCUAAUGAAGAAAUUAGUAGAGAUAUUAAAAAUGAUGAUUUAGGAAAUUUUAAUUCUUUGGAUUCUUUUAAUGAAAAUGAUAAUUUAAUUAAAGAUUUUGAAGAAAAACAACGAAAAAUUCUUCUUAGUAUUAUUCUUAAAGAAGUGAAACAAAAAAGAGUUGUGGUUAAAUGUGUUGAUGGUAAAUUAAAAGAAAUUGUUGAAAGUAAUUUAAUUUAAUUUUAAAUCCUUUUUCCAUUUAAAAAUGUAAAAUAAAUAUAUGUUGGGUUAGUGAGAGCGCUAUAUCACCGGGAUGCGAUCGUAAAGAUAUACAGUAUAUCAUGUUAGAAUAAAUUUGCAACAAUUCAUUCAUAUUAACGAUCAACAUGACUUUAAUGAAUUUUUUUUUUAUAUAUCCUUAAAU